Messenger RNA from Funneliformis mosseae, 498 nucleotides. NCBI's taxonomy places the organism in Eukaryota, Fungi, Glomeromycota, Glomeromycetes, Glomerales, Glomeraceae. The record is from the annotation of a GenBank genome assembly.
AUGAUUACAUCAAGGAUAAGGAUAAUUGAUAUAAAAAACGAAACUAUUAAAUUUCUCUCUAAAAACUUCGAAUUAUAUUUCUGUAACUAUAAAGAUGUUCAGAGCCAUUUUCAACCGCACCUUACGUUCAAAAGUUCCAAUUUCGAAGACCCUAGUGAAUUAAGAAAUACUUCUCUUGGUGCUACCUCUUCCUCCAACACUGGUUCUUGCAAUAAAUCACCAUUUGGUGGUACACAUGUUACUUCUGAAAACAAGAUUCUGGAGUCACCUCAAUGGAACAAUAAAGUAGAUUUUACUUUAAAAGAAUCGGUAUUACACGACAUCGAUAAAAGUCAAACUGAGGCUAUCGAAAAUAGGAUCACCAAGGCCGAGAACAAGAUAAUUUUCGCUUUGGUUGGUUGCACUGUUUCAAUCAUUACUAGCUUUAUUAGCUUGAAUAGUACUUCCAAUAAAAAGGAGACUGAUAAAAAGAUUGUUUAUGUGAAAAUACGAGACUGA